Molecule: messenger RNA, 381 nt
Organism: Leptosia nina
Lineage: Eukaryota; Metazoa; Arthropoda; Insecta; Lepidoptera; Pieridae
Source: the annotation of a GenBank genome assembly
AUGAACUUGGAGGUUUUUAUUAUAGCAAUAUUGUUAAAUGGCGUGUUUGCUAGUUGGUUGCCGAAAACCAAAAAAGAUUCUGUCAAAAGGAAACCAACUUUUCCGAAGAAUUUAGGAAGCAACGAACUGUCACAGCUCAAAAUUCCAAACAAAGAUUUCUGUCAAUUCAUGGAGAAGGAAGCGGGAACGUUUCUGGUGUUACCAUGGUGGCACUACUAUUGCGAAAGUCUAAGAGAACAGCAGGAAAGAGGUGUUCAAUCGAAGAACUAUUUUCUGCCAAUUUAUAGCUCUAUUGUCGAAAGAAUACAGUGGUAUCGGCGGCGUGGAAUUUUUGAUACUAGCAACACACAAACGACAAAAAGGCGUGACCAUAGAGUAUAA